GAAAUUUCUAGAGAAUUUUAGUCAUUCGGUCAUUAGCGACGACAGCCCUCUCUUCUACGAGGUUCCUCCGAAAGCAAGAGCAAAUACUUUUGGUCUGAGGUUUUUCGUGUGCAUCUUUUGGAAGGCCUCUUUGGAUUAGAAGAAUAAAAGAUGCAGAGAAUUCUGGCUGUCCUUUUGUUCCUAAGUGGGGUGGGUAUCUGCCUGUCUGGCAUCAUGGACAGACGGGUACCUGGUGGUGCCCCGGACGAAAGCGCUAAGGACAACUCCUUGGAACAAACCCCGGGGUCUAACUCCACAGAAAACGGAGAUGAGAACCGUUUCUACCACAUCUCGGAGUUCAAUUCCACGGAAACCGGAAGCAAUCGUUGGGGAGGUGGCUACUUUCCGUAUAACCCACUCAUGCCAAACAGUUUCUACCCAAUGGGAUCCAAUUUUCCCUAUUCCGCUGGUGGCUGCAGCCAAUAUUGCGUCAACAUGAUGGGCAUGCCCGAGUGCUGUGGCCAUCCCAUCACCCAGGUAGCGCCUUACCUCCCAAGAUGCCCCUACACCCGACCGAUGUGUAUGGGUCUGGAUAUGUCCCUCGGAGGGUAUUCGAUGCCCUGCCAGGGGCACAUGCAGUGCAUGCCCGCGCAAAUGUGCUGCCUAGACACGUGUCGUCGGCAGCACGUUUGUCAGCCUCCGCAGAUGCCCGGCAAUUUUAUGUUCCGCGAAGAAUUCCCGAUGCUGGGCUGAACACCGCCAUCUGCGCUUUGAAAAGUCCGGAAGGAAAUCCCGCUUUUCCACCUGUACUACAUAAGAAGUCUUGUGAAAUAUCUUCGAUCGCUAUAAUUUGGUUACUAUAUUGCUUCAUUAUUAUUCAUCUAAUAUUAUGACCGCUGAAGCCAUUCUUUUGCAAUGCCUGUUCAGUUUGUUUUUUGACAGUAGACGCUCGUAUAUAAAGAAUGAGCUAGUGUCUGUUACUCUUACAUCUCAAAGAAAGGCUGUGUUGUUGGAAGCUGCAGCUCCGUCAGCAGUAAUCUUGCUGCAGAUCUCAAGGACGUUUUCAUGCCGGUGGUAAAAUGGGGCUUGCUGGUCUGGUUAAUAGCUUCAUUGUUUCAUUUUUUCCGUCCGUCUCUUAUUAGUGCAUUUUUUUACCAAUCUAUUAUAAGUUAUUUUCUCUUUAUGCAUUGUACAGCUUUAUAGUUUGUUAUAAAUUGAUCUGCGGCUUUGUUUGAAUAAUUUUCAUUUUUAAAUUGGACUGACCUUGAGCAUAGUGAUAAAGUAGGUUAGUUGUUUGACCUCUGUAUAUUCAUUGACUGCUGUGCCUGUUUUACUGCUUAAUCUCUUUAUCUUUUUUACUUCACUGAACUUUUCACCUUAAUCGUUAUGCAUCUUGUGUGAAUACAUUUAACUGCUUUAUUGUUCGGUCAUUACGUUCAGCUGUUUCAUUACGUUCAAUAUUGAUGGUUCGCCAUGAACUGAUACCAAAUCAGAUUCUUUCAUUAUAUGACCUAUGACUUGACCAGAGACCUUUCAUAUUUUGGAUAGAAACCAAUUUAAUACUGGAGCUUUUCUUCUGUGGAUCUUGAAGGCAUCCCGGGGACUGGUAGAUCAAAAAACCCAGCUUUUGUGCCCAGCGUGCUCUAGGAUCGUUUGAAAUGUUUAAAUUCCGUUUUACUCGUAUUAAUUGUUUUUGGAUGAAAUAGAGACGGGGCCAGGUCUUAACAGAGAUUCAGAAUUUUUUCUUUAGAUUUCUCGGUAAGCCAUAGACAGUUUUGAAUGUCUUAGACUAAAUUCUACCAAAUUAAGAUUAACAUUUUAAUGAAAACAGUCGCCCAGACAAAUAUAAAGAAAAUCCCCCAGCCUAUAAGAUUCCACGUGUGUCCGGAAGACUGACUCUAUCCAGUGGAUAAGAACAGAAGCUCCUUUGAGUUGCUACUGAGGGAGGUAUGCGCUCUCUAAGUCUUCCCUAGUUGUUGACUUCAUACGCCGUGGACCCUUGACUUCUUGUACGAGUACAUUGAUUAGUCCUGUGAUGUUUGCCUAUAAUGUGAUUUCAAGGGGGUCUUCCCUCAACAGUAUUUUUGUUAUUAAAAGUAUGGUAAAUAAA
Molecule: messenger RNA, 2089 nt
Organism: Macrobrachium nipponense
Lineage: Eukaryota; Metazoa; Arthropoda; Malacostraca; Decapoda; Palaemonidae
Exons: 4
Coding region: 151-732 (193 amino acids)
Source: RefSeq, a predicted model, not a curated record